Pocillopora meandrina is the source of this 4065-nucleotide messenger RNA. The record is from the annotation of a GenBank genome assembly. Lineage: Eukaryota; Metazoa; Cnidaria; Anthozoa; Scleractinia; Pocilloporidae.
GAGCUUGCUGCAUCUGCUGGUCUACCACUCGUGGGAAGAACAGAAAGCAUCGAAGAAGCAGGUGUUAAAACUUAUGUUGUACCCAACACACAAGGAGUUCUGGAUUUCAUCACACACAAGUACUUUCAGACAGUUGACACAACCAAACAUGAGGAACGAACUGAAUUUCUAGAGUAUUUAACAGAUGUGCGCAAGGUUCUUGUCCUGGAUGCCCAGUCAGGAAGUUUGAUAGUUACAGUCCUGUGUACUUCACUAGAGAUACUGGAUUCCCUGUGGUAUGACUAUUGCACAGGUCACCUGAAUGACAUGGCACAGAAAUAUCUUGUGACAAAGGACAUACUGAAGGAGUUUGACUUGACUGAGCUGAGACUGACAACAACUAUUCAGCUGGAGGAGUACAAGGCUGCACGAAACUUUUUUCUGCAGGGUUCAGGUGAGCACAUACAAAGUGUUUUGGAGAGCUGUCUUUAACUGAAUAAACAGGGCAUUGUCUAAUCAUCAAUGCUUUAAAACACAUUAGCAGAGGUUUGCAAGUUAUGUCUUUUUUUAUGCCCCCUCAACAUGUUAACAAAUUUGUUCUUUCACCAAAUUUAGACAGGUAUCAUUCAAGAAAUUUAAUGAUCAUUUUAAGGAAACUGAUCAACUCCUUUAUCUUGGCCAGCCCAAAGAAGUAGAUAUAUUAUCAAGCCUAUAGUUUAACAGAAUCAACAAAUGUCUUUGAAUAGCCAGCUGAGAAAUGUAUCAAUUUGCAGAAAAUGCAGAUCUCUGCAAAAAGGGUAAUUUAUGUGACUGCAGAGCACUCAAUUGAAGUUUGCUCGACUGGCAUUGGGGAAUUUGAACCAGAAGUGUCAAGACUAAUUUCCAGUAGAAUACAAGUGUGAUAUUAUUUAAUAUGGAGGUGUUAGGGGUUAGUGCACUUUCACUAAGAAAUGGCUUAGAAGGAAAAAGUCUUCAAGUUCUCAGUUUUCAAGCUUGGUCAAUUUGUUGAAAGUCAUGGCUGCUAUUUGUAAUUAUUUUGCUUUUUACAUAAAAAUUGGGUGGGGCAUAUGAACACAUAUUUUACCCAAGGGGAUAGGAAUUUUAGGAAACCAUUCUCCAAAAAGUUAAAUGCCCAGGGGUUUACUUCAAAUUGAGUGACACUUAAUUUUUGUCAUUAUUAUUAUCACUACUAUUGUCACCCACAUUAUUAGCAUUAUCAUAACUAUUAAUCUCAUCUUUUUUAUCAUUAUUCUUAUCAUUUAUUUUUUUUUUUUUUUUUUUUUUUUUUUUUUUAUUGCCUCUAGUUUUUAUGAUUGCAAUAUUUGGAUCUUAUUGACUUAUUAACUAUCUAAAUGUAAUUAAAGCAGUAGACUGACUUUAACACUUAUAAUUAUGCCGACUCUCUCUCAUUGGCAGGGAGUCUCACAGACAGAACGAGAAAUGUCUGUCAUAUGGAUCAUCAAAUCUUCCUGACAAAUGAGGAUUUUGGUCAGUUCCUCGCAGAAACAUAAGAUCUGAACACCAAAUUCCCCAUAUCCAAUGUUGUUAUGGUUAUCUUAGGGCUCUUAUCUUAAUUUUCUUGAUUGCGCUUAGAUUAUUUCAAAGUAGGGACAACCCUUUCUUCUAAAUGAUGACCACAACAGAAACUGAGUCUAAUAGAUUGAGCUUUCAAGCAAAAAGAGUAUCUCAUAAAUUAACUGAGAGGGGUUUUUCCUUUAAGGGCAGAGAGGGAGACAUUGGCUGCUUAUACUUAUACACAAAUUAACUACAUGUACAACCAAAGACUUUGACACAAAUUAUGUUUAAUUUUUUUCUUUGCAGCUACAGCUGAUGUUUAUAGUAAUGAGGGUAAUGAGGCCCUCAAGAAAGGAGAUUUCAUCAAUGUUAUUCAUUUUUACACCAGAGGAAUUAAAGUGAACUGCAAUGAGAAAGAACUGGAGGCCAAACUGUACAACAACAGGGCUAUUGCACAUUUUAAACUUGGUAAGAUGAUGAGAGCUAAAAAAUAUGCAAUUUUUCCCUUUUGAAACUUAAAGGGCUGUCAGUAGUAGUUUCUGAAAAAGGUGAUGAUUUUGAAUGCAUAUGCCCAGAAAGAAAUUCUCUAGAAAAAUAUAUGCCUUUUAUUGGCCUCUCAAACAUACAAAGAAGUAACCUAGCUCUUACACCAGAUAUCAAUCAGCAUCACAUGUUUUUCAUAAAAUUAAUGUAAGGGUGGUGGAUUUGCUAUAUGUACAGCUAAUCAGAGACAUAUAUUUAAAAAACAGGAAAUCACCAGGAUUCACUUAGGGAUGCAGAAGCAGCCAUUGAGUUAAAUCCAACUUACCUCAAGGCAAUUGUGAGAGGUUAGAUAUAAUUGCUGUGCUAUUAAUAGUAAUAAUAACAACAAGAACUGAACACUUUAAGGUUAAAUAAAGUUAAAUCUUGUCUCAAUUGACUUCAAUUAGGAGUGCAAGACUGCUGUGCCAUGACUUUCCAUUAUAAUGAGAAUAUUAUUUUGAGUUGGAUAAAGAACCCAGUGCUAAGUUAAAGGCAAAAUUUCGGCACGAGUAUUUUAGUUUCCUUUUGUUCGAUGGGUUAGGUAGUGGUAUCAGGUAUGUUUAGUCACUAUCUAGCUGUUUUGAAAAGAAGUAAUGGUUUAACUGAACUCAAAACUGUAAGGAAACUUUCCUCAUUCAUGAAGUAUAACUCAACUUUAAAGGCUAUAAUACAUGUAAUAAGAAUGUAACUAGAGACAGCAUGAGUAAAUCUUAUUGUUGGGGAACUUUUAAAAUGUAACUUGAGUCUCUUGUAUUUUGAUUGAAGUUGAAAUUAAACCCAGUUCUAAAAAAGUUAACCAAAAAAUGUACCAUUAUCAAAUUAUAAAAAGUGAUUUUCAUUUUUUUGUUUACCCAUGGCAUAUCUUGUUAUAUCUAUAUAUCUCAGUGAUUUUGUGGGAAUUGUUAGUCUCAACUCAAAUGUCCUCAGAAGUUUCAAUUAUCAGAAACUAAUCUAACUGAAACCUAAUAGGGCCUGUUUAUUCUUUCCAUUUAGUUGCUUUGUCUUUUCUGGACUGUAAUAAGUUAGCUUUCAAUGAUUUCUGGUUCUUUUCUUGGAAUUAAGCUAUAGUAAUUAUAUCUCCAUUGUGUUGUUUCCUGCAGGAGCCCUUGCCUGUGUUGAACUGAAGAGAUUUGAACAAGCAAUCACUUGGUGUGAUAAGGGAUUAGCUGUAUCCUUUGAAGAAAUGCUUUAUUUUUAACCGUCGGUAUAAUGAAAAUAUUCCAUAAUUCGAGGUUUUAUGGAAGAAAGUGCAAAGAAGGGUAUUAAUCACGAUGGGAACUUCUCAGCUAACAAAAUCUUGAAGAGUUUCAAGGAAUCAGUGCGAUAACUUUCAAGUUUUGCGCCAAAAUUGUAAUUCAGUCUCGUUAUAUGAUACUACUUGGGAUAAAAUUACAAACGUUCUUUAUUAUUACCGCCCAAAUUUGCAAUUGUGUUUUAUUAGAACAGUCAAAGGCGAUCUAACCCUGAAUUUACAGAGAUGCAAUCGACCUCAGAAAACGAGAAAAAGAAAUAAAUAUCAUCAAACGUAUACAAAGUUUGCCUGUAUUACUUCUGAGAUUGCUCCAAUUAGUAUUUGGUAGUGUAUCAGCCGUUAAAUUAUUGCUUCUGAACACUCGCGUGACUCGCGUGUCAAAAUGGCGGACACUAAGUUGAAUUACGUGACUGCGAGUUUUCAAAAUUCCCACCUCUUAAACAGUUUUAAUUUGUCUUUUUUCCAAAUAAAUAGGAACCUGUGGGAUUACUUUCGUUGAUAGCGGUUGGAACCAGGUAAAGGCUAAGAUGUUUUUGGGCGAAAACCAUGAUAGUGGAAGCAGCUUCGCAGAGACAAAACUUGAUUUAAUCUGCCUAUCACAUCUCUCUUUUUUUUGGCAGCCAUUCCAAGUGGGAAAACAAUAAAAAACGUCUCAAAUAUUCAUAGCGAUAACUGCAUUUUGAUUUGCCUUGUGUUUAAUGGUGGGAAUUUGCUCAAGAAAGCAACCGACGAAUUUGGCGCCUAUAUUAACUGUUUUUGGCUGUUGAGAGUAUCAUAUUACGCUGCCACAAUUCAGU